Molecule: messenger RNA, 1465 nt
Organism: Ochotona princeps (American pika)
Lineage: Eukaryota; Metazoa; Chordata; Mammalia; Lagomorpha; Ochotonidae
Gene: RALYL
Product: RALY RNA binding protein like
Exons: 9
Coding region: 148-1101 (317 amino acids)
Cellular component (GO): nucleus
Molecular function (GO): RNA binding
Source: RefSeq, a predicted model, not a curated record
CUAAGUACAAAGUAUAUUAAUUUGUCAUCAAGAAUGGAUUGUCAAGCCUCAUUAAGCAGAGGGUUUUGUUUGUCCCUCGUUGGUCUGUGACACAGGAGAUAAGCUUGGAUGAUUUGAUAGCUUGACAGAGGUUUAUUUUUACCUCCGAUGACAGAGCUCAUGUUUGACACAGAGAAGGUCUCACCCUGCAACCACAGAGGAUCAACACAAGGCGAGCCAAUCAUGACUGGCAAAACACAAACCAGCAACGUCACCAAUAAGAAUGACCCCAAGUCUAUCAACUCUCGUGUUUUUAUUGGCAAUCUAAAUACAGCCAUUGUUAAGAAAGUUGACAUUGAAGCCAUUUUUUCGAAGUAUGGAAAAAUAGUUGGAUGUUCAGUCCACAAAGGUUAUGCAUUUGUACAGUACAUGAGUGAGAGACAUGCAAGAGCUGCUGUGGCUGGAGAAAAUUCCAGGAUCAUUGCAGGUCAACCACUUGAUAUCAACAUGGCAGGGGAACCCAAACCAUACAGACCAAAACCUGGAAACAAGAGGCCUCUUUCUGCUCUUUACAGACUUGAAUCAAAGGAGCCUUUCCUGUCAGUUGGCGGAUAUGUCUUUGACUAUGAUUACUACAGAGAUGAUUUCUACAAUCGGCUGUUUGAUUACCAUGGACGUGUGCCUCCCCCUCCCCGUGCAGUCAUCCCCCUGAAGCGUCCCAGAGUGGCUGUCACCUCAACUCGCAGGGGCAAAGGAGUCUUUUCCAUGAAAGGAGGUUCAAGAUCUACUGUGAGCGGGUCUUCCUCAGGCUCUAAAUUGAAAUCGGAUGAGUUACAGACAAUCAAGAAGGAACUAACCCAGAUCAAAACUAAAAUUGACUCGUUGCUAGGGCGCCUGGAGAAGAUUGAAAAGCAGCAGAAGGCAGAGGCAGAAGCUCAGAAGAAGCAAAUGGAAGAGAGUAUAGAGCUGAUCCAAGACGAAUCUGUGUCAGAGAAUGCAGAUCACUCUACAGAGGAGCCUGCUGAAGGAGGGCCAGAUGCGGAUGGAGAAGAGAUGACUGAUGGGAUAGAGGAGGACUUCGAUGAAGAAGGGGGUCAUGAGCUGUUUCUACAGAUAAAGUGAUCUGAAGUAAUGUACAAGGAUACAGAAGCAGAAAAGAGAAACUGUGAUAACCCCCGGAAAUGUGAAAGGAGGUCUCCUAACGGACAACAGCAUCUCUGUUCAGUUUAUAUCGAAGCCCAAACUAACAAAAUGGACAGUAUUGUUCAAUUUUAGAAGUUCCAUUUAUUCUAUGUUCUAUGCUAUAUAAUUGUCAGGUUUUUAUGGUUUAAAUUGUAAAUGUGUUUUUCCCUCUUGCUAAUUCUGUUUCCUUUUUGUAGUCUUAAAGUGUGACGGACAUUUAUCAAUGGUAGGGGAGACACUGUAUACAAAUGUAUAUUUGUAAAAGCUAUUUUUAUGAUUAGCAUGUUUCACUGUUGAUCAUAUA